Eupeodes corollae is the source of this 672-nucleotide messenger RNA. Its product is annotated as UDP-glycosyltransferase UGT5-like. Lineage: Eukaryota; Metazoa; Arthropoda; Insecta; Diptera; Syrphidae. The coding region runs from base 1 to 672 and encodes 223 amino acids. The record is from RefSeq and is a predicted model, not a curated record. Gene Ontology annotation, molecular function: UDP-glycosyltransferase activity. The transcript has a single exon.
AUGCUGUCAAUUAAGUUAGUGUUUUCGUGUGUUCUUUUGACUACUUUUUUAGUAGCCAGUGGUGAUUCUAAGAAAAUUCUUGCAUUCUUUCCGACACCCUCCAAAAGUCACCUUAUAAUUCAUGGAGCCAUUGCUGAAGCUCUCGCCGAACAUGGACAUGAUGUAACUGUUGUCACCACCAUCCCCUGGACAUCAAAGCAGCAGCCUCAACUUCGUCAUAUUCAACUUAAAACUGUUCCAAAAUUCUCUGUGGACAAUUUUGCUCAAGCUGCUGAUAAUCCAUUGCCUUGGUAUAAACGCUUAACGCAAUUCAUCGAAAUGAUGACCGAUUAUGCGGAGAACAGCUUAAAGGAUCCAGCAAUGAAACAGCUGAUGAAAGAUGAAUCCUUCGAUGUUGUUGUUUUGGGAUAUUUUACCAAUGAUUUUCUAUUGGGUGUUGCUGGACAUUUCAAAUGUCCUGUAGUCUUAUCGUUUCAAGUGCGUCCAGUUGGACAGGUUAAUGAUUUGUUGGGGAAUCCUCAAGAGAUAAGUUAUGUUCCGAGUUUAAUGGGUGGCGGAACACAACCCAUGGGAUUUGUUGACAGACUUAAGAACUUCGUUUUUGUGGGUUUUAUUGAGGGUGUGGUGCUCAAGAAUCUAAUAGACUGGUUUCAAGCUGAUGCAUACAAGUAA